Molecule: messenger RNA, 2594 nt
Organism: Archocentrus centrarchus (flier cichlid)
Lineage: Eukaryota; Metazoa; Chordata; Actinopteri; Cichliformes; Cichlidae
Gene: ier5l
Product: immediate early response 5-like
Exons: 1
Coding region: 178-1071 (297 amino acids)
Source: RefSeq, a predicted model, not a curated record
CAGGGCAUCUGCAAAUGAUUGCUGGCUUUCAGAGGGAGGCGGAUCUUUGUGUCCAAUGUUUCUCCACAGCGCUGACUUGAACCUUUUUCCUCGAACAAAACGAGCCCCUUUGAGAUAGCUGAAAGUCGGUUUCUCUCUCCCGGUGAGGAGCUGGAGGUGGACCGGGGGAACGAAACGAUGAUCAACACCAUGGAGUGCGCCGUGGACGCGCAGAGCCUGAUCUCUAUUUCCUUAAUGAAGAUCCACAACUCUAGGACGCAGAGAGGGGGGAUCAAGCUGCACAAAAACCUGCUGGUUUCCUAUGUGCUGAGGAACGCCAGGCAGGUCUACAUCAAGGAGAAAUACGCAGAGAUCUACAGGAUGCAGCAGUACGAGGAGGUGAUGACGGUCUGCAACGAGAUCCAGGAGCUCAACCCGCUGGAUCUGGAGGCGGAGGACGCGGAGGACGAGGAGCAGGCGCGGGCAGCUUGCUGCGGAGAAGAGGUGAGCGUGUGCGGCUCUCCGUGCCACAGAGGCGCGGUGCAGCCGGCGGCGCACUGCCGGACACCAGGCGGUCUCUCCGGGUGCUGUCUUCUGGAGGACGUCGGCAAAGAGCCGGAGCCGUCCUACUACCGGAGCUGCUGCAUGGAGGCUCCCCCCGCGCCGCACUGUGACCAGUUUCCCGCAAACAGCAGCGCGCACUGCAACAAAACCACAGUGCUGGAUUUGGACACGCAUGUGGUGACCACGGUGGAGAACGGCUACCUCCACCAGGACUGCUGUUGCGACGCGCUCCAGUGUGGCCAGGGCGCGCAGUCCUCGGCCAAGAAGCGGAAGGUUGAGUUCGGCUGCUGCGCGUCGGACGCGGAGGAAGCGCCGGAUUUCACAGCGGCUCGCAAACGUGCGAAACGCGAGGACUGCUCCUACUCUGCCCCGGACUAUACGGACACUUCCAACAUCUCCAACCUGAUCUCCAUCUUCGGCUCGGGGUUUUCGGGGCUGCUGAGCAGGCAGGCGGACUUGGAGCAGAUCUGUAGCAAACAAGCCCUAGCCAGCCUGGGAGCGUGGACCCGGGCCAUCGUCGCGUUUUGAAUGGUUUUAUUUGGGAGGGGAGAGCGGGCUCAGCUGGAACGGGACUGUCUGCUGCACCCAGCUUCUGUUUGGGGGACACUUUGCUUAAAAGUUUAAUCGUUCUAGAGGGUUCUACAGCGCGUCCUAGGACGCCGAGGUCCAAGAAAGUUUACAAAAAAAAAAGAGAAAAAGUGUAAUUUGUGGAAGUUUUUGCACCUUUAGAAACAUGGCAUGGUCACAUCAAAAACGUCCUCACAGGGUUGCAGAGAGUGGGGACUUUGUGGGAACAUGGUAAAUACAGAGGGGAGGGGAGUGGGGCUCAGUUUUAGCACUUAUCUUCCUAGUGAUGCUGCUAAAAACUGGAUUCUCAACAACUGUCAGAUUUUUAUUAAAGAUUUGCUUCUUUCCUGACAGUUGAGCAAAUAAAUUCUUAUUUUGUGGAGACAAAGUUGCAGAAAUUUGGGUCCUUAUGGGAGAAUUUAGGGCUCAGCUUCUACUUACAAAAUAUUCCAAUUGGGCAAAGAAACUUUCCAAUUGUUACAGCUGCCCUUCCCACCCACUCCCAGUGUCAGCCAUAAUAAAAUCCCAUGUGCUCAACAACAACAACUCCAACUGAAUUAUACCUCAAAGCACACUUGUGUCUUAGAAAUCAAUAACAAUGCUUCUAAUUGGAGGAAAUGGAGGCGUUCCAGCUGAGCCCGCUCUCCCCCUGCAGCGCCUAAAUCGACUUUAUUUUUGCAAGGAAAAAGAAAAGCUAUUUAUUAAAUGAGCAAUUUAAUGAUAAUAGUUUUUUUUGACAGGGAGAGGAGGGAGAGUUGUUGGUGUCAUGUGCAGGCUUUUCUCCAAUCUGACUGCAUGGAUCAGUUGCCUUAAAUCCAGUGCACAGUACUGCUAGCUAUCGUCAUGAACUGAGGGUAACAUUGGAAGUGACUGAAUGUCUCUGCUGUCCUCUCCCGUCCUCAGACUCUCACUCUGCUCUUGCACAGUCCGAGCAGCUCACGGUCACGUGAAGCAUCCCGAACACUCUUGAAGGUACACGGACUGUGAAGCAGCUUGUUUCACUCCACGGAGCGCCAACACUUUACUCCACGUGGUCGUCUCUGCACCUCCACCCCUCCACCUCCACCUGCACCCCCCUCAGCGUGUGAUAGUAAACAGUCCGGCUCAUCUCUGACAGUCUGACAUUGUUUUCUUAAUCAUGGUUGUUGCUCAAAGCCUUUCACAGCGAUUCAUGAUUCCAGCUUUGGUUUUGUGAGUUUCACUUUGUAAAAAAAAAAAAAAAUGAAAUAAAUGAAUAAAAGAAAGUGAUUUUAGUCCUUUUGUUUAAAAAGGCAAACUCAUGUUUUUAGCCAUAACCUGAGAAUCCAUGCGUUAGCUUUAUGAGCACUAUGUGUACCAAAAUAAAGAGAGUACUCAGCCAUUCUCUACAUAUUUUGUUGUUAUUCUUGUAUUUUUGUGCUUAAUAAAUUGUAUAUCACCGGGUAAAACUGUUCAGAAAAUAUUUGUUAAAAUUUAUAAUCUUAAUAAAAAAUGAAAACCUGAAA